Molecule: messenger RNA, 1809 nt
Organism: Fonsecaea erecta
Lineage: Eukaryota; Fungi; Ascomycota; Eurotiomycetes; Chaetothyriales; Herpotrichiellaceae
Exons: 1
Coding region: 1-1809 (602 amino acids)
Source: RefSeq, a predicted model, not a curated record
AUGAGGAAGUCCUUCAUUGAACGCAUCUUUCCGCACCCGCCAGGAAGUACAAGCUCACUUCCUCAGUAUGAAGAUGACGUCUCAGUCUCGUCCUCACGGUCUGAGGUGACCCGUCCUCGCAUUCUCCUACGAGAUGCAGCAACUCCCUCCUCAUCGCCCGACCGCCGACGAAAUGCGUCGAUCUCCCCGACGUCGCAAGGACCCCAGAAACUAAGCUCGUCCUUGGUGCGCCACAAUGACCCCUUCCUCCCCGUGGAGAGAGCAGCCAAAUCCCUCGAACGCACUUUUCAGAGCCUCCUCGAUGCGCAGUCAGAAGGGCUCAGCGCUGGUAAUAUUGCGACGGCGGAGGUGGACGACUCGUCUUCCGUGGGAAGUCCCACGCCGACUCCGUCUGUUCUCUCGACGUCUACAAAACCAGGAGCAGAAACGGGCCCACGAACCAUACCAAUCCGCCAACCAAAGCCCAAGAAGAUCACGCUCCGAGGCGCUCGACGUGGGUUAGAGAAGUCCAUGAAGGAAUUCGCAGCUCUCCGCGAGUGGGAGUUGUCCGUGAUCGACCGAGAGAUUGUGGCCCGAGAUAAUGCCCUGAAACAGGCUUCUGACCUGGGGAACCGAAGAAAGCUCCUCGAGGAUGAGAUACACAAGAUCAAAACGGAGGUUGGGCCUGUCGGGUUGCGUUCUGAAAUCCAAGCUGUGGAGCUGGAGAUUCAACACUUGGAGACGGCGUUGCUGGAACUCAGGUCGAAGCACAGAGUCCUGGUGAACCAGCUCCGCGAGAAUGAGAGCUCACGGGACUCGGAGUUGAGCUCUUACAUGGAAUCGUUGGCUCUGAGCGAGAACCAGGUCAAGUCGUUCCUGCGCCGACCGCCCAUUCACCAGAGUCUGACUUCCGGACAAGAUCCGGGAAUGUACGCCUUGAAGCCAGAGAGGCGGACGCUGCAAAUGGCGCAGGAGCAGUGGACGAGCGAAGUGGAGAUGUUGGCCCAAAGAAAGGCGAGUGCGGAGAGUGAGAGGAGUGCCCUGGAAGAGGGAUCAAGACUUUGGCGUGAUGUUGUGAGGCGCAUCGGCGAGUUUGAGAAGGAAUUGAAGACGCAGACGCGUGAGCUUUCUCAGUCGCAUCUCCAAUGGCCGGCUGUGAACGGAGUAGAUGGUCUUGAAGGUGCGCCAGCGGCAGCUGCUGAAGAUAUAUCCAUUCAUCUGGUUCUGACAAGACUCUCCACGUUGAUUGCAUCGCUAGAGGAGGAUCUUGAAGUUGCCGAAUCCAGGAACUGGAAUCUCCUCACCUGCGCCAUCGGUGCUGAGCUCGCGGCUUUUCAGCAGGCACGGGACCUGCUUGAGCGCACCACCAACGCAUCAUCCACGACAACCAAUGGUUGGUUGAGCGAUGGUGACAGUAUCAAUGGAUUUGAGGAUCGGAAUCGGCGUGCAGACCACGAGGACAAGGACGAGGCACAGAGUCAGAAUCAACCCCCGGAUCUGGUCAGGGAUGACAUGCUUGUGGCCAGCAGAACAGGAAGUCCAGGCGAAAGCAGCAACCAGAGCCUGGAAGAUACGUUACGUCAAUUCGGCAACCCUCUCGACAAGGGCAAGCAGAAGGAAGAGGACGAUUCUUUCGGCGCUCCCAGACGGUCACGGCCGCGGGCUCCCUCGGCUUCUGAUCUCGAUGCUCUUGGGGGAGGGAUGGACUACGUCCCAAACUCACCACCCGUGCCAAUGACGAGCGUUCGACCAAAGCCUCCAGAUCGGACGACUACAUCUGAAAGCGAGGACGACGAGCCAGGGCCCGAGUUUCUCCUUUCCCAUGCUUGA